This is a messenger RNA of Ostrinia nubilalis (European corn borer), 3317 nucleotides long. RefSeq names its product muskelin (gene muskelin). Gene Ontology annotation, cellular component: cytoplasm. The record is from RefSeq and is a predicted model, not a curated record. Gene Ontology annotation, molecular function: protein binding. The transcript is spliced from 16 exons. The coding region runs from base 84 to 3317 and encodes 1077 amino acids. NCBI's taxonomy places the organism in Eukaryota, Metazoa, Arthropoda, Insecta, Lepidoptera, Crambidae.
GCAGGCAGGCAGGCACUGCGUGAAAAAUAUUACGAUUAAUAACAAAAGAUUUUCCUCAGAUUUUUAUAUAAAUUUGCGUUAAAAUGGAUGAAAAAUAUGAAAGUGUUAAACUGUGUUAUACAAUACAUAAAUAUUCUAGUUAUACUCCCAAUUAUGUUCCGGAAAACAUUAUGGUAAACAAUCCAUCAGAUCAGCUAUCAAAGUGGUUUACAGAUUGCACGACACCGUACCAAUAUAUUAUGUUAAAGUUAGAAUCUCCAUCAAUAGUGGAAACGAUACAAUUUGGAAAAUAUCUAAAGACUCAAGUCAGUGAUCUUAAGAAAUUCCAGAUUUUUGGUGGGACUGAUGAAAAUAAUCUGUCAUUACUGCUAACAGCUGGGCUAAAGAAAGACAGUUCACCUGAGACAUUUAGGCUGAGACACAAGACAACAGAGGGCUCAUAUUUGCCUGUGAGUUACAUCAAGAUCGUGCCUCUGCAGUCGUGGGGGCCGGCAUACAACUUCUCCAUCUGGUACGUGGAGUUGCAAGGCAAUAAUCAGGAGCAGCUUAUCAAUAGUGCCAUGGAAACCAUUAAUUUGCGUAAAGAAGAAGAAGCGGUGAGAAUGAUAUUGAAGCACUUGCGGCGGCGUCGCUACCGAGACGCCUUCGAGGCGCUCUCCAGAGAAAGUGGCGUGCAGCUAGAGGGUCCGCUACAGGCUCGGCUGUGGAAUGCUCUCGUUGAGAAUGGGGACUACAAACUCGCUGAAGAGAUACUUGAGGAAGCAGUUCAAGAAGGAGAGUUCGACUGGUACGUGUCGUGGCAGCCGUACAAGCCGGUGUGGAGACUGAUGUCGGCGUGCAGCGCGGGCGUGGAGGCGCGCCUGUGCUGCGAGCCCGCGCCGCCGCCGCCGCCCGGCCGCACCGCCGACCUGCUGUGCGCCGACCGCGAGCCACAGGAGGCGGGCGCGGGUGGUCCGGCGUGCGACGCGGCGUACGAGUGCGUGACGGCUUGCAACGCGGCGGCGUGCUGCCGGCCCGGCCCGCGCGGCGGCCACCAGCUCGUGGUCGACGCCACCACAGGAACCCUAUACUUAUUCGGCGGCUGGAACGGCACCGAAGACCUGGACGACCUGUGGGCAUUCGACACCAACACGGAGCGCUGGUCGCUGCUCUGCGAGCACAGCGCGCGCGCCGGCGGCCCGUCGCCGCGCUCCUGCCACAAGAUGGCGCUGGACCCGCUGCGCAGGCGCCUCUACACCGUUGGCCGCUACCUCGACAACGCCCAGCGGAUACCCUCCGAGAUGAACAGUGACUUAUACAUGUACGACAUCACGGCUGGCGAGUGGCAGCUUCUCUGCCGCGACACGGCGGCGGCGGGCGGCCCGCGGCUGGUGUUCGACCACCAGAUGUGCAUCGACCCGGAUGCGCAGACCAUAUACGUGUUUGGCGGUCGAGUGCUGCCUGCUAACACCGAGGAGUCGGCGAGCCCGGUGUACUCAGGGCUGUACGCGUAUUACAUCGCGGCCAACACGUGGCAGGCGCUGCUGGCCGACCACACAGACGGCGCCGUGCCCGCGCCGCUGCCGCGCGUGUCGCACUCCAUGCUGUUCCACCCGGUAAGACACUUGCAGCGAGGAGUCGCGAGCCCGGUGCACUCGGGCUGUAUGUACUACAUCGCGGCCAACACGUGGCAGGCGCUGCUGGCCGACCACACAGACGGCGCCGUGCCCGCGCCGCUGCCGCGCGUGUCGCACUCCAUGCUGUUCCACCCGGUAAGACACUUGCAGCGAGGAGUCGCGAGCCCGGUGCACUCGGGCUGUAUGUACUACAUCGCGGCCAACACGUGGCAGGCGCUGCUGGCCGACCACACAGACGGCGCCGUGCCCGCGCCGCUGCCGCGCGUGUCGCACUCCAUGCUGUUCCACCCGGGCCAAGGCCGUCUCUACAUGUUCGCGGGGCAGCGGAACAAGGAACACCUGGUGGACCUGUGGUGGUGGGACGUGCGCACACAUCGCCGCGAGUGCGUGUGCAGUGCGCCGCCGCGCGCGCCGCCCGCCGCCGGCUUCACGCAGCGAGCGACCAUAGACCCCGACACUGAUGAGAUUUUUGUGCUGUCGGGCAUGAGCAAGGAGAAGGACAAGCGCGUGUACAACACGCUGUGGGUGUUCUCGCUGCGGCGGCGCGCCUGGGCCUGCGUGUACCGCUCCGACGCCGUCGCGCCCGGCCAGCCGCGCCCGCGCUUCGCCCACCAGCUCGUCUACGACCCCGUCAAGAAGCGCGUGUACAACACGCUGUGGGUGUUCUCGCUGCGGCGGCGCGCCUGGGCCUGCGUGUACCGCUCCGACGCCGUCGCGCCCGGCCAGCCGCGCCCGCGCUUCGCCCACCAGCUGGUCUACGACCCCGUCAAGAAGAUCCACUACCUAUUUGGCGGCAACCCCGGCAACCACAGCUGCCCGCGGCUCCGGCUCGACGACCUGUGGUCUCUUCAGCUCACGCGGCCCACCGCCGGCGCAGUAUGGGCCGGCGCGCGCGCCGCCUUGAGGGAGGCGCGGUAUAGAGAACUAGCUGCUUCACCACAGGCUGCGACGUUAGCGCUGCAAUACUUGAGGACUGAGCUGCGUGAUGCGUUGGACCACUCAGACCCUGAACAGUGUAUUGUCACGCGCCCCACCGCCGGCGCCGUCUGGGCCGGCGCGCGCGCCGCCUUGAGAGAAGCGCGCUAUAGAGAGCUGGCUGCGUCACCGCAGGCCGCGACAUUAGCGCUGCAAUACCUGAGGACUGAGCUACGUGAUGCGUUGGACCACUCAGACCCUGAACAGCUCAUGCGUCCCACAGCCGGCGCCGUCUGGGCCGGCGCGCGCACCGCCUUGAGGGAGGCGCGGUAUAGAGAACUAAAGCCUGUGUAUUAUGUCACGUGCCUCAUCGCCGGCGCCGUCUGGGCCGGCGCGCGCGCAGCCUUGAGGGAGGCGCGAUAUAGAGAGCUGGCUGCGUCACCGCAAGCAGUGACUCUAGCCCUGCAGUACCUGAGGACUGAGCUGCGUGAUGCGUUGGACCACUCAGACCCUGAACAGGUGAGAUCUAAACGUCUGAAGUGUAUUAUGUCACGUGCCUCAUCGCCGGCGCCGUCUGGGCCGGCGCGUUCCGCCUUGAGGGAGGCGCGGUAUAGAGAGCUGGCUGCGUCACCACAGGCCGCGACGUUAGCGCUGCAAUACCUGAGGACUGAGCUGCGUGAUGCGUUGGACCACUCCGACCCUGAACAGGUGAGAUCUAAACGUCUGAAGUGUUAUGUCCGCGUCCCACCGCCGGCGCCGUCUGGGCCGGCGCGCGCGCCGCCUUGA